CCGGUCAUGGCCGCCGCAGAGCAGGAGGAGGCGGACGCCGGCGGCAUCCGCACCUCCGAGGACAUCAUGCGCUCCACCAUGACGGACGACCUGCGCUUCGCCGUGCUCAUCGGCCUGGUGGAGGUCGGCCAGAUGGAGGACAAGGAGAUUGUCAACACCAUCCUGCACCUGCUGGUGGGUGGUGAGUUCGACAUGGAGCUCAACUUCGUGGUGCAGGACGCCGGCAACAUCCUGCACAUGCUGGAGGUGCUGGACCACUGUUCGGUGAUGAAGCUGCAGGCGGAGAUCUGGAGCGUGUUCACCUGCAUCCUGCGAAAGUCCAUGCGGAACAUGCAGGCCUGCGUGGAGGUCGGCCUCAUCGAGCACGUGCUGCGGCGGCUGCCCAAGGCCGACACCGUCGUGGCGGACCUGCUGUGGGAGCUGCUGGGCACCCUGGCCACCUACAACGUCACCGUCAGCCAGCUGAAGGUGCUGGUGGGCAGCAUGAAGGCCGGCACGGGCCCUGGGUGACCGCGCCACUCCAGCAAGCUGCUGACGGUACUGCGCCAGAUGCCGCAGCGCAGCAGCCCGGACACCUUCUUCAUGUUCCCCGGCAAAACCAACUCGGCGAUCGUGAUCCCGCCGCUGGCGCGGUGGCCGUACGAAAGCGGCUGGACGUUCGCCUGCUGGUUCCGACUGGACCCCAUCAACUCGGUCAACAUUGAGCGUGAGAAGCCCUACCUGUACAGCUUCAAGACCAGCAAGGGCAUCGGCUACUCGGCCCACUUCGUCGGCUCCUGUCUGGUGCUCACCGCCAUGAAGAUCAAGGGCAAGGGGUUCCAGCACUGCGUGAAGUACGAGUUCCAGCCGCGUAAGUGGUACAUGAUCGCCAUCGUGUACAUCUACAACCGGUGGAGCAAGAGCGAGAUCAAGGUGUUCGUCAACGGCCAGCUGGCGUCCAGCACCGAGAUGGCCUGGUUCGUGUCGCCCGGGAGCGAGACGUUCGACAGGUGCCACAUCGGCGCCACGCACGAGCCAGACGAGGAGCGCGUCUUCUGCGGCCAGAUGUCCGCCGUCUACCUCUUCUCGGAGGCGCUGAAUGCGCACCAGGUGUGCGGCAUGCACCGGCUCGGCCCCGGCUACAAGAGCCAGUUCCGGUUCGAGGCGGAGAGCAACGACCGCCUGUCAGAGAACCACAGACGGGUGCUGUACGACGGCAAGAUGUCGGCGGCCAUCGUGUUCAUGUACAGCGCCGCCGCCACCGACGGCCAGCUCUGCCUGCAGUCGGCGCCCAAGGGCAACCCCUCCUACUUUGUCCACUCGGCACACGGCCUCAUGCGCCAGGACGUGUGCGCCGUGGUCACGCACUCCAUCUACGCGACGCUGAACGCCAUCGGCGGCAUCCAGGUGCUGUUCCCGCUGUUCUCGCAGCUUGACUUGCCCGUGGAGGCGGGCGUGGACGGCACGGAGGGACGCCGCGACCCCAACCUCUGCGCUACGUUGCUGGGCUUCAUCUGCGAGCUGGUGGAGACUUCGGCCGUGGUGCAGCAGCACAUGCUGCAGUGCCGCGGCUUCCUGGUCAUCUCGCACCUGCUGCAGCGCACCAACCGCGAGCACAUGAACGACCAGGUGCUCAGCGUGUUCCUGCAGCUCUCCAAGUACCUGGUCACCUGUCCCGGCACCAACACCGAGCUGCUGCUCAAGCAGCUGCUGGACCACGUGCUGUUCAACCCGGCGCUGUGGGUGUACGCGCCGGUGGGCGUGCAGACCCGGCUGUACGGCUACCUGGCGUCCGACUUCCUCUGCGACACGCACAUCUACAACAGCGUACGGCGCGUGUCCACCGUACUGCAGACGCUGCACACGCUCAAGUACUACUACUGGGUGGUCAACCCGCGCGACAAGAGCGGCGUCACGCCCAAGGCCGUCGACGGGCCGCGCCCCCUCCAAAAGGACGUGCUGCUGAUCCGCUCGCACAUUCUGCUGUUCCUGCGGCAGCUGAUCCUCAUCGGCAACGGCGUCAAGGAGGACGAGCUGCAGAGCAUCCUCAACUACCUCAGCACCAUACACGAGGACGAGAACCUGGAGGACGUGCUGCACACGCUGAUUGGCCUGAUGGCCGACCACCCCGCCUCCAUGGUGCCCGCCUUCGACCUCAAGCUGGGCAUCCAGUCGGUGCUGAAGCUGCUCGGCGCCCAGUCGCAGACCAUCCGGCUGCUGGCGCUCAAGCUGAUGGGCUUCUUCCUCUGUCGAAGCACACACAAGCGGAAGUAUGAUGUGAUGAACCCCCACAACCUGUACACGCUGCUGGUGGAGAAGAUCCUGCUGAACGAGGAGUCUCUCACCCUGGCCACCUACAACGUGCUGUACGAGAUCCUGACGGAGCAGAUGACCCAGGGUAUCCUGUACGUGCGGCACGCGGAGCCGGAAGUCAGCCACCGCCUGGAGAACCCCAUGAUCCUGAAGGUGGUGGCCAGCCUGAUCCGCCAGUCCAAGACCUCGGACGGCCUGAUGGAGGUGAAGAAGCUGUUCCUCACCGACACCACGCUCCUCUGCCAGGCCAACAAGGAGAACCGGCGCACCGUGCUGCAGAUGAGCGUCUGGCAGGAGUGGCUGAUCGCCAUGGCCUACAUCCACCCGCGCUCGGCCGAGGAGCAGCGCGUCUCCGAGAUGGUGUUCAACCUGUUCCGCAUGCUGCUGCACCACGCUAUCAAGGCCGAGUACGGCGGCUGGCGCGUCUGGGUGGACACGCUCGCUAUCGUCCACUCCAAGGUGUCGUACGAGGACUUCAAGCUGCAGUUCGCGCAGAUGUACGAGCAGUACGAGCGGCGGCGAGCGGACAACAUCACCGACCCGGCGCUGCGGCAGCAGCGGCCCAUCAGCACCAUCAGCGGCUGGGACAAGCCGGGCGGCGGCAAGGCGUCCGUCGUCGAGCCAGAGCCGGCCGCUGAGGAGGGCGAGAAAGAGGCAGAGACCCCGGAGCCUGAGAGCGAGCGCGAGGCGGGGAAGAACGGUGAUAGCUGCGAGGAGCGCGUCGAGAUAUACGUGGUGUCGAAAGAAGAGAAGGUGGAGGCUACGGAAAACGGUCAUCAUCACGAGCCGGUCGUUGACGAAGUGGAUGAUGAACCAAGGGAGAGUAACGGAGGAGGAGACCAGCUCCCACGAAACACAAGGGAAGACAGCGACGCUCGCGAGGACCCCAAGGAGGACGCGGACGCCCACGAGGACGCCAGCUCGCGCAAGAGCGGCGAGGGUAUGGAGGACGCCGGCGGGGCGGCGGCGGCGGACGAGGCGAGCGACCCGGCCGGCAACGGCCGCGACGCGGCGGCGGACGCGCCGGCCGGCGUGCCCGACAGCGUCGAGGUGCCCGAGCUGAGCAGCCAGCCGGAGGAGGCGUGCGUCAAGAAGUGGAACGCCCAGGUGAAGCCGGGCGUGGCGCGCAGCGUCUCUCAGAGCAGCGGCAAGAGCGAGCGGCUCUCGCGACCAGGCUCCGGCGGCAAGGGCCCGUCACGUGCCAUGUUCUCGCCGGGGCCUUCGCGGCCGCCGUUCCGCAUCCCCGAGUUUCGCUGGAGCUACAUCCACCAGCGGCUGCUGUCGGACGUGCUGCUCUCGCUGGAGAACGACAUCCAGCAGUGGCGACAACAUUCCAACAAGAGCAUCCUGGACUUCGUCAACAACAGCGACAACGCCAUUUUCGUCAUCAACACGGUGCACCUGAUCUCCCAGCUGGCGGACAACCUAGUGAUCGCGUGUGGCGGUCUGCUGCCGCUGCUGGCCGCCGCCACCAGUCCGAACAGCGAGCUGGACGUGCUGGAGCCGACGCAGGGCAUGUCGGUGGACGUGGCUGUCGGCUUCCUGCACCGGCUGGUGGGGCUGGCCGACGCGCUCGUGUUCGCCAGCUGCAUCUCGUUCGCCGAGCUCGAGGUGGAGAAGAACAUGUCGAGCGGCGGCAUCCUGCGUCAGUGUCUGCGGCUGGUGUGUACGGCAGCCGUGCGCAACUGUCUCGAGUGCAAGGAGCGCGAGCGGCUCAUGCGCCACCCGGACGUCAAGCCCAACCGCACCAUCCAGCUGCUUAUCACCGGGCUCAAGAACGUGCCCAUCCUCGCCACGACCGGAGACCCGGACUCGGUGGUGACGCCCGUCCGGGACCCGGAGAAGCUGCUGCAGGAGAUGGACGUCAACCGGCUGCGCGCCAUCGUCUACAGAGAUGUGGAGGAGACGAAGCAGGCGCAGUUCCUGUCGCUGGCCGGCAUCUCUACUUCAUCUCGGUGCUGAUGGGUGUCCAAGUACCGCGACAUCCUGGAGCCGUCCAACAUGGUGGCCGUCCGAGGCGCGUCCGGUCGCUGA
Pollicipes pollicipes is the source of this 4326-nucleotide messenger RNA. Its product is annotated as neurobeachin-like. Gene Ontology annotation, cellular component: cytosol; membrane. The record is from RefSeq and is a predicted model, not a curated record. Gene Ontology annotation, biological process: intracellular protein localization. Gene Ontology annotation, molecular function: protein kinase binding. Lineage: Eukaryota; Metazoa; Arthropoda; Thecostraca; Pollicipedomorpha; Pollicipedidae.